Prosopis cineraria is the source of this 1419-nucleotide messenger RNA. Its product is annotated as protein phosphatase inhibitor 2. The transcript has 6 exons. NCBI's taxonomy places the organism in Eukaryota, Viridiplantae, Streptophyta, Magnoliopsida, Fabales, Fabaceae. The record is from RefSeq and is a predicted model, not a curated record. The coding region runs from base 764 to 1204 and encodes 146 amino acids. Gene Ontology annotation, biological process: regulation of signal transduction. Gene Ontology annotation, molecular function: protein phosphatase inhibitor activity.
CCCUAGCAUUGGUUCUUUUCGACCUUCUUCAAUCCUCGAACCCGAACGAAAACUGAGCUCGGCCGUAGACCCCCUUCGAAGUUUGAACGCGUCUCUGAUGAUCUCACUCGGAUUCUCUUCACUUCAUUAGAACGAAAGUUGAACUCGAACGCAUCUCUGAUUCGAGUAUUCGACUGAACCUAAACGCAUGUGAGGACUGAGUUCGAACGCAUCUGAGAACGGCAGAACGCAUCUCCGUUGCAUCUCACAUCACUGAUUCCCUGAUUUAAAACGCAUCUGAUUUCAAAGUUUGUGGGCAUCUGAGUUCGAACGCAUCUCUGUCGCAUCUGAGAACGCACCUCCGUCUCUCCCUCUCUCCCAAGGCCGAGUACUCGGUUGAUCAAGCUAUAGGAGAGCUGCUUUGCAUGCGUUUGGUGUUUGAAGAGGCUAUCUAUAUAGCAAAAUGAAUCAGUUCUCCUAGAAUGGUUUUACCAACUGAAAAUUAAGGGGAGAACUCUGACUAAACGACUUUGGAACUGGUGUAAAUGACUGAAGGAAAGCAAGAAAACUCCAAAAGGUGGAAAACGUGGCUGGUAAGGCCAUGAUGGAUGGAACUGGAUAAGAUUAUUCAACCUACUCAUCCUAUGAUUGCCAUAAAGAUUCAUGGUGGACAGCAAAAAGGCACAGGGGGCGUGUGAGAUGGGAUGAGGCUAAUAUUGAAGAAAUUGAGGCAAACAAACCUGUGAGACAGAAAAUCAAUGAACCUAAGACUCCAUAUCACCCGAUGAUUGAUGAUGAUUGUUCUCUGUCCCCUAUAAGAGGACGCUUUGAGACAUGCAUUGAUGGCCACAAACAAGCAGUUGAUGCUGAAGCAAUAUGCACUGCUUUGAAUGAUGUGGCCUCUUCCAGCAGUAUGAGCACCAAACGAUCCGGUGGCUGGACAUCAUCUGAGGAUGAGGCAGAUGAAAUGAUGCUGGAUGAAGAUUCUGAUACAGAUAAGAGCAAGAGGUUUAAAGAGCAUAGACGAGCUCACUAUGAUGAAUUUCUCAAACUGAGAGAGCUGCAACGGAAGGGUUCUUUUCUGGAAGGUGAUAGAGAUGAAGAUGGUGAUGAUGAUGUUGAGCAUGAUACGGCAAGGAAAUGUGACUCAUCUUCCCUAAGUGCUAGUGUGAAGGAGAUAGACAUUAAGGACGCAAAUUCUCCCAUGGCCUCAAGCAAAAAGUAGUUCUUAGUGGCCUGCAAAUAAUUCAAAUUUGAUUUCGUCAUUAGGAGAUGACAUUAAACUGUAAAAACUCAAAUCCCUUGUAUCUGUUGUGUAAAUACUACUGAUUAGUUCUUCAUCAUUUCCCUCAGUACUAAAUUGUAGACUUGCAUGAUGCUUGUACAGCUGUGCACACUUAAGUUUGAUCAUGACUUCUAGAGAUUUGAAUUUUUGUCAUA